Molecule: messenger RNA, 7307 nt
Organism: Mya arenaria
Lineage: Eukaryota; Metazoa; Mollusca; Bivalvia; Myida; Myidae
Product: golgin subfamily A member 3-like
Exons: 16
Coding region: 86-5074 (1662 amino acids)
Source: RefSeq, a predicted model, not a curated record
GGGCAUCAGUCUCUUCCUGUGUCGACGAAAACAAACUUUGACAGAUUGACCAUGAAAUUCAUAAGAUCUGUGGCUUUACUCGUGGAUGUUGAUGGAGCCUUAUGACCUCACUGUGCACCAGCUCACCUUUAAUGAGGACCAGAUUAAGGAAGGAAGCUUGGACUCAUUCAGCAAUGUCGUCCACUAUGACUCGGCUCUUCUAGACCAGACGACGGGCAGAAAACCUGGUACCCACCACAUCUCCAGUUCGGCACAGUUUGCAUGGUCAGGGUCAAAAAGUGAGAGCAAAGUUGUGUCAUUGCUAGAGCAGCCUUCUCCAACGUCAUCACCAUCAUCAGGGAAAUUGACCAGUCACCUUCAACCCUCCAUUCCUGGGAAUUCAGCCAAUCAAAAACCUCUUAGCAAACCCAGGGGCUUCCUCCCCUCUCCUUUCCAAGUGAACGUUAGCCAAGCACAGUGUACACUUACAGACACUAGCUGUAGGCAGACUGACUCAUAUGCCUCAGAGUUAAACCAGCUCAUAAAGGAUGUGUACUCAGAAGUUGCAGUGACUUUUCACCCGCUGGUGGAGCGGACUACAAUUCCUGACUGGAUCUUGCUUCAGGGUUCACGAGACGGACAGAUAUUGGGUCGGCACCCAGCUCCCUUCCUAGCCCAGCCCAGCAGGGUAAAGGUCACCCACGUGUACAGCCAGUCUCUCUGGUCGCCGGGUGCAGUCACUCCAGGUUCAGAGCCACCUAGUCCCCAGGAAAAACACCAACAGGACAAACCUUCAUCUCCUGCCAGUAGACAAACAGCUGCAGAAAUACAAGUCUUAAAGCAGGUUGUCACAAACACAACUGCUUCAAGCGGGGCACCAAUUCAGGUGUACAGGAUGGCGUCUGGGGAUGACAGACCUCUGGCCGGGAGGGCAGGAGGCCCUGGACACAAGACAGGGAGACCCGGGGAGCCUUUUGAGUCAGUGGCUGAGGCCCUACAUCUACAACAGUCUGUCAUAGGUGGGAGAAGGGAUAUAACUCCGGUGUCGGCAGACGUGGUAGCCCAGGUUGUGGCAGCGGCAGGGAGAAAGCUGGGGCUCAGUGCACCGGUAGAACACACUGAUGGCUCCAAAAUAGGAGGAGAGAACGUUAUAACCCCCACCCCAGAUUGUCAAAUUUCACUCCCUGCCACCCUAGAUACCGCAGCCUUCAGCCUGCCCCCGCCCCCAACCCUGCCAGACAUCUCAACCUCCCGGGAGCUCAUCCGUAUACAUGGGAUGUAUGUUCACCCUGAAACACACCAGCCAGUGCAUGGAAGGCAGCCUGGUUCUGUACAGUCUUCAGGCCAAUCUUACCAACCAUUGCCUCUACAUUCUCUGAACUCCAUGUCUGAUCUUUUACCAGAUGACAAUCAGAGUGUUGCCAGCUCCAACAGUGAGCUUGAGACGUUAAAUGACAAUGCCACAGAGAGCUUCCUUCAGUCUUUACCCCCAUUCAAGCAUGUUAACCUCUUAGACAUUAUGCCAGAACCUGCACAUAGGCCUGAUGUGAGGUACUCCCCACCAGUUAAAGAGACCUCAUUUAGACCAGUAAAUUUUAAACCUAGUGCUUCACCAAAGAAUGUAGAAAAUCCAGCCCAGGGGUACACAUUUGUUACUGAUAGUGGUGUUUUUUCACCAGAUAUGCAGAAUAUCACUGCUAUUAGUGGUACUAGUUUAGAUAAAAAGAAAAGCUUUGUAAUUCCAAAACCUGGUCCACUGUUCCAUAGCACACCAAAAAAAGGGUUAGAAAAUAAUGAAAAACGAACAUAUUCACAAGUACAUAUAUCAACAGGGACAGGUGGUGACCAAACUACCCAGCUAGAUGAAGUCAGAAGAGAGAAAGCAAAACUUGAAGGUCAGCUUGAAAUGUUGAACAUUGAAGCACAGGCAACAUUGCAAGAAAGGGCAGAGCUGCAGGCUCAAGUGGCAUCUCUCAAGCUGAAACUCAUGAGUCAAAAAUCUCAAAAGAAUGAUGCAGAGAAAGACAUGUUGAAAGUUGAUGUGGAAGGAUUGAAACAGCUGAGAAUAAUGUUAGAAGGUUCUUUGUCCGAUCUGCAGAGACAGUUGGAGGAGAAGAGUGAAGAAGGUCGGAGCCUGCAAGAGGAGCUGAACCAGUCCCAGGACACGUGUGACCGCCUCAACCUGCGAAUGAGCGAGGUGAGGGAUGAGAUGAGAGCCAAGGACAUGACAGUCCAGGCACUAAAGAGCAAGGUGGCAGAGCUGUAUGUGGAGGUUCAGUCCUCCAUCCACGUGAAGAUGGAGGCCGACAACGAGACAAGAGUGGCUAAGAGUGAGCUGCUCUCCCUGCAGGGAACCAAGGACUGGUACCAACAGCAGCUGGAGCUCGCAACUUGUGCACGUUCAGAGCUCCAGAAGGAUCUCACCUUGCUGCAAGCCCAGGCGUCAUCACAGUCAAGUAUUAUUGAGAGAUUGAAGAUGGAAAAUGCAAAGUUGAGGCAACAGUUUACUGAUAUUCAGAAUAAAGCAUUAAAGGAAAAGGAGAUUUUAGCAAAGCAUUUGGAAGCCAUUGAAAGUGAUAUGAUGGACAGGGAGGCAGCUUUUCAGGAAAUCCAGAGGGAAAGGUCAUUUCUUGAAGAUGCAUUCAGCAGUAAAAUACAGACAGCCGAAGAUGAGAAAAACAGGAUCAGUUUGCUAAUGCAAAUGAUUAAUGACCUGGAAAAUCAGCUUGACAAGGCCCAUGGUGAUCUAAAGAAGAAACAGAAUCAAAUAGUGCAAUUGGAAAAUGAAAAUAUUGAGAUCUUGAAAAAGUUAAGUCUCUCACAGGAAGUUGUUGUUGAAAAAGAAACAAUAGUUGAAGAGCUGAAGCAGAAAUUGAUUGAGGUAGAAGCAAGACUGAAGGCGUUUCAAAAUAGUAUUGUUGAUAAAGAUUCUGAGUUAAUGAAACUGAGAGAAGAGAAAGCAAAGACGGAAAUUGCCCUAAAGGCCGCACUCGAGGAGAAAACUUCAGUAGACAAAGUACUUGAUAGUUUAAAGCUAGACAUGGGCAAGGUGGAGUCCAGUUUUAAGCAAAUGAGACAUGAACUAAAUACAAAGUCAGCUGAGGUCCACCAUGCUAAAUCAACCAGUAAAAUGUCAGAGGAGCAGAUAGAGGCCUUAAGAACAGACCUGGAGAAAGAAAGAAGAAUGUAUGAAGUUGCUAAGGUAGAGUUUGAAAAUAAAACUGAUAUGAUUAAUCAGUUGAAAACACAGAAAAUCAAUUCUGAAAGUGAAAUAACAGUCUUAAGGGAGAAGUUGUCAGCAAUGGAAUUAACCCAUGGAGAAGCUAUGAAAGAAAAGCAAUUUCUUGACUCAGAACUGAGUGCAACAAGAGAAAAACUUGAGGAAAUAAGAGCAAAAAUGGAGGGUGAAAAAGAAAUGAAAAAUGCUGGGGUAGAUAAUGCAGAGUAUAAAAAAGUUCAGGAUGAGUGCAUACAGCUGAAAGAAAAGCUUGAGACUAUUGGAAAAGACUCGAAGAAAGAUGUUCUGAAACAGAAGGCGCGGGUUGCUAAGCUUAGCCAGGACCUGAAUGCUGUGAAGGGAGAGUUGGUGGAGAGACAGAAGGUGUUUGAUGAGAACAUGGAGGUGCUUGGCGGGAAACUGCGUGAGGUGGCUGCUGAGAGGGAGAGGCUGGACACAGAGUUAACCAUGACUCACAGGAAAUACGAGUUCUCUAUGAUCGAACAGAAGGACCAUAUAGAUGCAGAAUUACAGAAGGUAGCUGGUGAGUUGCAGCAGGCUCAUCUGGAGAAGCAGAGUAUGGAGGCAGAAUUCAGUGAGGCUGGUCGGGCAUGGGAGGCAGAGCUAGCUAGGUACCAGGAGAGGCUUGGCCAGCUUGAGCAUGAGCUAGGUACCACUCGGGAGGAGUUGCAGGAGGCACAGACACAUGCCACACAGGACCUCCAGCUACAAUUGGAAAAGGAGAAGGGAAGACUUGCAGGUUUGAUGCAGAGCAAUGCUACCCUAAAGCAGCAUGUAUCACAGCUGGAGUCUGCCCUGGCUGGGAGAGAGAGCGUGCUGCAAGAGAUGCAGACUGCCCUUCACGAGGCGGCACGGGAAAACGAACACUCUUUGCAUGAGAAUUUGAGGCGUGUGACGGAGCUGGAGGGCAGUCUGCAGCGGGAGAGGGACAGUCAUAGAGAUGUCAGAAAACAGAGUGGUCAGAAGAUAACAGAAAACAAAAAGCUAAGGCGCCAGAAUGAGAGCCUGAAAGGAGAUGUUGAGACGCUGCAGGGAGACAUGGUUCAACGCCAGCAAGAGGUUGGGCUGCUACAGGCACAGCUGGAGUCUAGCAGACAGGAAGUGCAGAGUCAGAGGGCCGAGAUGUCGGCAAUGGAGGGUGAGAGCCGGGCUGUGCAGCGGGAAUUGGAGCGUUUACAGCAGCUUCUUCGGGACAACCUGGCCAGAGAACCUGUUGUACAAGAACAGAUCAAGAGCCUGCAGUGGCAAUUAGAGGCGAGGAAUCGGGAGUUAACAGCAGCCCAUGAGCAGCUCAGCCUUUCUGAGGAACGCCAGGUCGCCGAGAUCAACAAUGUCAGGCAGCUUCUCCAGGAGAAGAGUGGUGAGGUGGAUAGUCUUAAGACAGACAUCGCUGUGCUGAGACAGGAGAAACACAGCCAGCAGGUGAAACUGGCCGAGCUCCGCAGUGCACUCAAGUCCUCCAUACAUCACCACAAGUUGACAGAGAAGCUGUGUGGGUUGAAUACAGGGGCUGGGGACGCAGCCAGACUGGAGCUACCUCCCCUGCCCUUUGACAUGGGUGAUAUGGACCGACUCCUGCAGGAAACCACCGUCAGGGCCCUCGACAGCAAGCCGCUGGAUAACCUACAGAACUGCCUGUUGAACCUGCGUGCAGAGAUCUCUGGGCUGCAGUCCCAGAUGGAUGUCCACACCUCCACCGUGCAGUCCGCAAACAACUCCUGGAGCUCUAUAGAGCAGCAGGUGAGUGAAUUGUGUACUGUGGUACAGACCAUCACCAACACCACCGCCCACACUGGCACUACCUACUCCCUAGCUGCUGCCGCUGUCCAGAUGGCUGAUGAUGUCAUCAACAUUUAGACCAUCACCGACAACAAAACCAACACAACCGCCCACACCAACAUCACCAACACAACCGCCCACACCAGCAUCACCAACUCCCUGGCUGAUGAUGCGGCAGACAACAUCAAGAUUUAGAUCAUCAUAAUAACCACAGUCUACACCAGCAUCACCAACUCCCUGGCUGAUGUCAUAAACUUUUAGAUCAUCACUAACACCACCAACAUUCAAGCUGCUGUGAUGAUGACUUCAUCAUCAUUUUUAUCAUCACCAACAACAAAUCUAUAGCUGCUGCCGCUGUGCAAUGUCAGAAACAUUUAGACCAGCAACACAAAUCCUUUGUAUUUAUAUAUAUGAUUUCACAUAUGGGUAGUUUUUUUCCUUAAAGGACAUUUUUUAUCUAGCAUAUGUAUGGUGGGAAAAUCCCAUAAUCCCGUAAGCGCAAUAUUUGCAAAUGUGCAAUUUUUAAAUUUUAGAUUUCAUUUAAAUCAUUCCAGUGAAAAGAUGAUUCUAUUUUACUUUCUCUUGUUUCUUUAUCAUCAUGUGCAUCUCAUGUAAAAGUAAUCUCUCUGUCUUCUAUCAUGCUUUAGUUUUACUCAAAUGGUUCCUGUUGUUACUCAGCUUUAGGAUUCCUGUUGAUUUCUAACUUCACUUGUGGUCCAAAAUGAAUUUAAUUUUAGUGAUAUCUGCUGUUGUUUUUUUAUAGUUGUUCAAAUUUAACAACAUUUGUAUUAUAUGAAUGUGCUAUUUUCUUUAGCAUUAUUUUUUUCUUAUAUGAAUCCUCCAUCCUCCAAUAUUAUAAAAUGAUUAUGUGUAAGUUGUUAUGACAAUAAUGGGUUACAUACAGCUUGCAGUAAGGAAAAUUGACCCCAAAACAUGACAUGUACAUGUAAUAUGUUUAUUUAUUUAUUUAUUUUGUCUCAUUUACAUAGUGUUCAAAGAAUGUAAGACAUUGUUCUGUGUUAACUAAAGGAAAUCCAUGGUCUCACACAUCUGAUCGAGUCAUACACAAUCUCUAGUCCCUAUAUGUUGCCGCCUGCUACUCAUGUAUACAGGGAAGUGCCACAGUUUUUGUGGAAGUCUAUUUCUUGUACAUAAAAGUCAAUGUACAUUCAGCUGCAGUAAUGUGACAUAGAAACAAUGUAAUAGUCUGCAUAAAUUAAAUGCACUCAAAUGUGUUAACUUAUGGAAGGUUGUAUGAGAUAUACACAUGAAGUAAAUUUGAAUUCAUUGGAUGUGAGAUCUGAAUAUGCUAGAUCUGGAGUAUUCUGGGUCAGUAUCAAACUUUCUUGAACUCUUUUAUCAUGAAAAUCUCUGACAUGAUGCAGAAUCAUUUAAACAGGAAAUGAUUUUAACUCUUUAUGUACUUGCUAAAUUAUUAACAUUAAAGACAAUGUAUGUAAACGGUCGGGAAAAUGUCUUGGGUUCAAUAUGCUGUUGGGAUAAUGUAUUUAAUUUUAUGCUUUUUGUGGAAUAUCAUGUUAUUAAACUGCAGUGAAAGUUUAUACUAGGUUUUUACUAUGCUAGGUUGAAUAAAAUCUGAAAUUUUGUUACCAAAAUGACAUUACAAUGUUAUGUUAAAUUGACAUUUACCUUGUUAUAUUAUAGCAUACAAGAAUUGGAAAGCAUGUUGAACCUUGGUCAAUAAUGAUUUCACUCAUGAUUGCAGAAAAUAACUUUGUCAUUAUAUAGCUUUCUGUGAUCACUAGGUGAAAUAGAGGAUAGUCUGUUUCAGUGUAAGAUCAUCAUAUAUUUCACCAAGUGAGCACCAAAAGAUAUAUUUAAAAACAACAACAACAUUUUUUUCAUUACCUAUAUAUAAAAUGACAGUGGUAGUUUUUCACAAAAGCGCGCCAACAUUUAUAUCACUGAUAAAUCUCUAAAAACUAUUGAAAAGCAUAUAAUAAAUGUAGGUCUAGCACUGAGUUUCAACAAAUAUCCUCCAUAUUUCCUUUUUGUAUGUUUGGUGUGCACUUUUUUCUGAAUAGUGGGAUAAUGCACAACUUGUAUAUUGUGUUAACUGAACAUGUAAUUAGAUAGAAGCGUUUCACUGCAUCAUAUACUUUGUUCAUGAAAUACAUGUGUUAUAGGUACACAUAGUGCAUACAUGGGUAAUUUGCAAUAUAAACAUUUAUUUCACAUGUUACUUUCUGAAGCACACACUACUGUGUAGUAUUGAGCAUAUCUAACACAGGCUAUUCAUUCAUUUCUAGGUUGCUUCUAUCAGUGUAUAUUUCUGGCACAUGAUCUGUUU